Molecule: messenger RNA, 1289 nt
Organism: Annulohypoxylon truncatum
Lineage: Eukaryota; Fungi; Ascomycota; Sordariomycetes; Xylariales; Hypoxylaceae
Product: NAD(P)-binding protein
Exons: 1
Coding region: 277-1089 (270 amino acids)
Source: RefSeq, a predicted model, not a curated record
GUCAUUUUUACGAAUAUCUUUACGAAUGGCCCCGCCGCCUCGCGCUUUCCAGAGCGGCGGGAUGCGGGAUCCUAGGGUAUGAGAAAUCAAGGUUACCUCGCGCUUUCGCGCUUUGAUGAACACCAGCACCACAGCUUGUGGACCCGUGAACAGAACAUGUCAUAGAAAAGCGCUCGUGUUACCUUCUUUCUGCAACGUCAAAUACUACCCUCGCUACAAUACCAAACUCAUAUCUUCAUUUCUGAUAAUAGACAUAACCCAGGACUAAUUCCCACCAUGUCAUCCACCCCGCAAACCCUCCACGGCAAAGUCGCCAUCGUGACCGGCUCCAGCCGCGGCAUCGGCAAGGGCAUCGCGCUCGAGCUCGCCCGCCGCGGCGCCAGCGUCACCGUAAACUACAUGUCCUCCGCAUCAGCCGCCGAAAGCACAGUCGAAGAGCUCGAGGCGCUCGGCGCCAAAGCCAUCGCCGUCAAGGCCGACGUGUGCAAGCAAUCGGACCUGGACGCCCUCUUCGACGCGACGAUCCAGGCGUUCGGGCGUGUGGAUAUCGUCGCGAGCAACAGCGGCAUCGAGUCGUUCGAGCGCGCUGUGGAUGUGACGCCCGAGCGCUUCGACCACGUCUUCCACGUCAACGCGCGCGCGCAGUUCUUCGUCGCUGUUACUGCGUACAGGUACAUGACGCGGUCGACCGAGCAGACGGGGGGCCGCAUUAUCCUUACCUCGAGUAUCGCCGCUAGGAUCAUGGGCGUCAGGGACCACGCGCUGUACGCCGGGUCGAAGUGCGCCGUCGAAGGCAUCACGCGCUCGCUGGCGACUGAUUUUGGACCGAGCGGCAUUACUGUUAAUGCGAUUGCGCCGGGGGGCGUGAAGACGGAUAUGUUCGCUGAGGCGGCUGUUAAUUAUAUCCCCGGCGCGGAUAGGGCGACGUGGAGUCCCGAGAGGAUCGAGGCUGCGCUGGCUUCUGCGUGUCCGCUUGGGCGCGUGUGUCUGCCUGAGGAUAUAGGGAAGAUUGUGGCUUGGUUGGGAAGUGAUGACGCGGGUUGGAUUACGGGCCAGACGAUUCUAUGCUCUGGUGGUUCCUCUUCUUAGUGGUACUCUAUGCAUCAUUCAUGUGGUUAGGGGGCAUGCUUGGGGCGCAAGUUAAGAUGACCGGUAUUGGUCAUGAUAGGGGUUGGGCGUUGCAGUUAGAUCUAGGAUGCAUUCACCUACGUAGGUAAAUGGGACAUAUAGACGAUACUUUACCUACACUAUAUCCGUUUCUGUAGAGAAAGUUAUCCGUCAUUUGGGAC